CCUUGCGCGUCUACUCCUUUUUCCUGUCCAAAGUUUCAUCGUUGAGAUAGAUCGUCUUCAGCUGGUAUCCUUCUUAGUCCUUAAUUGGCAAGGAGGAUGUUGUUCCUGGCCGAAUUCCCUGUCCUGAGACCCAGCGUUAAGCCUCGCAGUGCGGAACAGCAAGUGCUUCGCCUCUCUCAUUUGAAUUUCCACCCACCAAGAGUUGCAUGCUAUUGUUGACCGAAUCUCUGGGGGCACAAAAGGGCCAAAAUGAUAUAAAGACCUGCUUAGAUAUCCCAUCUCGAGAUCAGAGGUGUUUUGAUUAAGCAUUCGCUUCCAAUCAUCCCAACCAACCAAGCUCUUCUCUUCCCAUAACAAUGACUCAAAACUCUCUGCCUUCUGCAACCUGUGUCAUCUAUGUCAUUCUCAUAGUACCCAUCACAUUUUGUCUCUUCAAGCAUGGCCGACAUGGAAUUCUAGGAUGGUUGACCAUUCAAUUAUUCUGUGGAUUACGGAUAGUAGGAAGCCUCAUCGAGAUCCACCAAAACAAUACACACUCGACGGACACAACCACGACUCUAAUUCUUAACAAUAUCGGACUAUCUCCAUUACUCCUUGCGGCUCUCGGUGUCCUUCACGAGGCACGAACAGCUCGCAAUCCGAAACUCAACACGAGGCUUGAGUGGAUCAAGGUUCUCAGUUUCCACAGCGUUGUUGUCGGAGGAAUGGUAUUCAUCAUUAUCGGAAUCAUCCACGAAAUCGACAACAAGACGACCACGCCCCCAACGUUAUCGAAACUCGGUAUCGUGAUCCUGUUGCUAGCUUGGUGCGUUCUGGCUGCCUGGGUGGGCAUAUCGCUACGCAAAACGGAUCAAUCCUAUGAAAUGAUUCCAUUAACGACUCCCCACACCAGAGAACCUGUCUAUGGCGUCCCUCCGGCUUAUGCUGAAGCUACUACGCUACUAUAUGGAGUUGCUAUCAUCCUACCAUUCAUCGGAAUUCGCGACAUCUAUGCUGCCCUCAACAUCUUCCUCACAUCGACUACCUUCAAGAACAGCCUCGUGGCAAAGGUCAUAUUGAGCGUUGUGCCUGAGGCGAUUAUGACAACUGUUCUUGCCGGGGCUGGCAUCAUGACACGACACAUGUCAAAACUGAGAAAGGUCGGGAAGGUUUGAGUGCUUGGGGAGGAGCGUGGGAGAUCAAGACACGGACCACGUCCGCUUCUUGUACGAGAAAUGUGUCUCUUUGCUGCUGCGGUGCUUUGCGAACAAUCUUUUGCUGCGUU
Mollisia scopiformis is the source of this 1264-nucleotide messenger RNA. RefSeq lists its product as uncharacterized. Lineage: Eukaryota; Fungi; Ascomycota; Leotiomycetes; Helotiales; Mollisiaceae. The record is from RefSeq and is a predicted model, not a curated record. The transcript has 3 exons. The coding region runs from base 357 to 1154 and encodes 265 amino acids.